AUGGCCAGCAACCCAAGCUUAAAGAAACCAAAGGAGCCCAUGCCAGAACCAUCCUUGUCACAAAAGAGUAAGAAAAAGUCGUCGGGUCCAUGUGCUGCAUGCCAUCAGCCGUUGAGCGGCAAAACAGUGCGAUUGCCAGAGAGCACCACUCGCUAUCACUGGGCAUGUCUCAAAUGCGCUCAAUGUCAAGAACCCUUCAAGGAUACAUCCUUUUACACGGAUAAUGCACGUCAAAUUUAUCAUCCCAAGUGUUACACAGCAGCAAUGACAGAGACACAAACGUGCGUGCGAUGCUCAUCCGAUAUCAAGGAAGCGUAUCUCGUCAUCCAUCAGGCUCACAUGCAUCCCAAGGCAAGGGCAGCGGCCUAUUGUCAACCAUGUGCGAAAAAGACCGAAAAGAUUCCUGACAAUGCUGAAACUCGUAUUGUGCCACAAUUACAUCCACCACCACAACCACAAAUCAAUAGCCAUCCAUUGUCACCUACAUUGACACAAUCCAUGGAAUCACUCUCCACGCUUGCUAGUAGCCAUUCUAACGGCAGCAGUACACCAACAUCACCCUCCUCUCAACAACAACAACCCGCACAACAGCAGCAGCAGCAGCAAAAAGUGAUGCCUUCAUCCUUGAUGAGUCGACGUGCCAAACCAUUACCUAAAUUUGGUAUGCGUAAAGUGUGUGCUGGUUGCAAUCAGACCAUUGCUUCUGUCCAUGAUGAAAAACCAGGUCCAAGAGCAACACGCUGGCACAAGAAAUGUUUAUGCUGUCAGGGUUGUGCCAAGGUGCUUGAUUCAGCUGCUGUCGUGCAUGAUAAUCCUGGUAGCGGUGGUCUUGAUCCUUGGUGUCGUCUUUGUCUUCUUGCCAACAAUAACAAGAACCAAGCUAUACCCAAUAGACGUCCCAAUUCGAGUACCGUUGCUGGUGUCAUGCAUUAA
Molecule: messenger RNA, 933 nt
Organism: Lichtheimia ornata
Lineage: Eukaryota; Fungi; Mucoromycota; Mucoromycetes; Mucorales; Lichtheimiaceae
Exons: 4
Coding region: 1-933 (310 amino acids)
Cellular component (GO): Z disc; nucleus
Molecular function (GO): transcription coregulator activity
Source: RefSeq, a predicted model, not a curated record